Rotaria sp. Silwood2 is the source of this 273-nucleotide messenger RNA. Lineage: Eukaryota; Metazoa; Rotifera; Eurotatoria; Philodinida; Philodinidae. The record is from the annotation of a GenBank genome assembly.
AUGUUGGGUCCUGAUUCAUCGGACGAUGACAUAAGGGAAGCAUUUCAUAUGAUAGAUGCUGAUGGUUCAGGUCAAAUUGAUGUGUAUGAAUUAGCCAAAGUGAUACCUGCUAUUUUGCCUGAUGCAACUUUAGAUACUCUUCCUACGAUAAUUCGUCGUUAUGACAAAAAUUAUGAUAAUCAACUCAAUUUGAGAGAAUUUACCCAACUUAUCAGAGGUGGUAUUGGGCGAGAUAUUGUCUACAGAGACAUUUAUACGAUUCAGCCUUAUUAG